Molecule: messenger RNA, 2844 nt
Organism: Rana temporaria (common frog)
Lineage: Eukaryota; Metazoa; Chordata; Amphibia; Anura; Ranidae
Gene: CNKSR1
Product: connector enhancer of kinase suppressor of Ras 1
Exons: 21
Coding region: 71-2677 (868 amino acids)
Molecular function (GO): protein binding
Source: RefSeq, a predicted model, not a curated record
GCUCUACUAGACGGAAUGCACGAACUCACCUGGAUGACGUCACUAGGGUGGGCCGCCAGGAAGUGCAGCAAUGGAACUUAUCUGUUCUUGGAGUCCGGGCGCCGUGAGGGCUUAUCUACAAGGUCUGGAGCCCUCAGUACAGCACUACCCAUUCAAAGAAUGGGACAUAACAGGACAGGACUUGCUGGAUCUGUCCCCCCAACACCUUGAUACUUUGGGGGUGAAGAGCAUUGGCCAUCAGGAGGUCAUAUUGGAGGCUGUGGAGCAGCUGUGUGCCCUGCAUUAUGACCUGCAGAGAGAGAGCCUGCGCUCCCUCACCGAUAAGCUGCAUAGAGUUGCUCAGUUGUUAUGCUCACACAUCAUUACCCUGAAGAAAGCCUCAGUCUCUCAACCGACUACUCUGUCACCUACUCACAAACAGCUCGCCUCCAUCAUAGAUAUUGUGGCUGCAGCACGAGGCCUCUUCUCCUGGCUUAACAGGUAUCUGUUCACACGUCUGAAUGAUUAUUCUGCUAGUAGGGAUGUCAUUGCUCUGUGUGUAGAACUGGCGGAGAUGUUACAUAAGGACUGGACAGAUCCAAAGGUUGAAGCAAGGAUUCUAACUAUUUGUGAAAAUAUUGGUGUCAUAUGUAAGAGUAUACUGAACUGCAGCCCUGAGAGUCUCCUCAAUCAGACAGCAACUCUGGAGCUAGUACAGAUCCAUCCUAAACCUUCAGAUGGUUUGGGCCUUGUAAUUAAAUCCACUUCUUCAGGACAGCAUUUUGUUGGCCAAACAGUACCAGAGUCUGCAGCCAGAGAGUGUGAAAAAAUCCUUCCAGGAGAUGAGAUCAUUAAAGUGAAUGAUCAGGUUGUGGUUGGAUGGACUCAUAAAAAUCUUGUGCGCAAACUCCAGGAGAAAUUAAACUGUGUGACUCUUAUUUUAAAGAAAGUUUCAGUAUCCCCUGCAAAAUCUCCUGUUUCUUCAAAUAAGAACAAAACACGUGAAGCAAGUCCAUCAUCGUUGAUGGAUAGUCCCCCAUUUUCUACAUAUGCAAGUCAUGUUCCUGCUUCAUCUAAUGUGCGUGGACACGAAUUCUUAUUGAAACCAAAUACUGCUCCAGUAUCUCCACUAAAACACAAAAACCUUCUGGCAACCCAAAGCGCACCUGGUUUUGAGACGGAGAACAAACUGACGAGCAUAACAUUUGGUAGUGGAGCUCCACAAAAUCUGCAACAAGCCUUGUCUGCUGAAAACAUUUCAGGAGUGAGUCCGACUAGGCCAAGCGGGCUUGGUUCACAGGGGCAUCUUACUUGGUCCUGCCCAGGUGCUUCCUCAAAGCCUCUUACAUCAGACGUUUUUCUUUAUCUUCCUCCAACCUCCCCUGGACUACCUGCCCAACAGGAGAUGUCUUGCUCAACAAUAUAUGCAAAAACACUGACUCCAUUGGAACAGUGUUCCUCAGAAAUGGAGUCAAAGAAUGUAAAGCAUUCCUCACGACCAAGAAGUGGGUCUGAUUCUACCUUGCCACCUGUGAACAGCCUGCUCGAACCACCUGACAAUUUGAGGCCCUCCAUAUCUGACAGUAGUCUAUCAAAGAAAACGGUUGCAGAAGUUCCUCAGCAAAGCAAAAGACUAGACGCUUCCUCCCAAGGUUCACAAGAGAAAGCCAAAAGCCCCAAAACGGAGAAAAAGCUGCAAUAUUCAGACACGGACAAGACCUCUGAUCGAUCUCCCCGAAAUCAGAAAGCAACUAAGCUGAGUCGCAGGCGAGUGUCUUGUCGGGACUUGGGAAGUCCAGAUUGUGAUGGCUGGCUGUGGAAGAAGAAAGAAAAUGUCGGUUUUAUGUCGCAGAAAUGGAAACACUGCUAUUGUGUCCUAAAGAAAGAUAAAUUGUACUGGUAUAAUGGACCUCAGGAUGAGAAAGCUCUGGGAAUGUUAAAACUCUCUUCAUAUAAUUUGGAGAGCCCAUUGGAAUCAAAGCACAAAAAGAAAUAUGAAUUUCAGCUUACUCACCAGAUGCACAAGUCCUUUAUAUUUGCUGCCGAUAAUCUGACAGAUAUGAACAAGUGGGUGACCCGUCUAGUUAAAACACUACAGAAAUACAAAUCUCAUGCAAACCCCAAUAAUUCACGAGAAGAAGAUUGUUACAGUGAAACAGAGGCAGAGGAUGAUGAUCACUCCAAACCUCAAGAUGUGUUGAAGAAACAAAUCGUGCAAUCACCAUUGAAUAUCACACCUGGUGCAAGUCCAAUCUCCAUUAAGGAAAAGGGGGCAGAAGGUGUACAGAUGGCAAAUGUUGCCCAAUCUCCAGAUGAUCUUGAGUUAAUGAUGACAUGCCUAAAACAAGGAGGGGUAUCACUCAUUGGUAAAAAGACUGCAAUGACUCGAGACGAAUACCGCAAAUCCUUCAUCAAACGAAAUAAAAAUCCAGCCAUAAAUCACAAAGCACACGCCUUGCGUGUUCUACAAAGUACACUAAAAGCAAAGCUACAGGAGCUUGAAGCACUGAAUCAAAUCCUGGAGAAUCCUAAAUUGGACUCUGCUAUAUUCCAAAAGUGGAAAUCUGAACAUGACCAGCUGUAUGUGAAUGUAGGAAAGGGCUCACAGGCCACUGCAGAGAAUGCAUACAGCAUGGAUGUAGAAGGGAGCAAUGACCAAAAAAAGCAAGACAGUGAUGAAAGUGAAGCUAGUGACUGAAUGCCACAUGUCUGACAUAGCCUUCACUUACUGUGAUCAUGACACCACUGAGUAGUUCAGUGACUGUAAAUCUACAGAUUAUAGAUGGAUGCCAUUUAAAAAGAAACUACAGUCUGCUCACAUGAUUUGUAAUAAAAACGUCUUUGAUAUAUAUAUUCUAUAUAAAA